Molecule: messenger RNA, 1515 nt
Organism: Vitis riparia (riverbank grape)
Lineage: Eukaryota; Viridiplantae; Streptophyta; Magnoliopsida; Vitales; Vitaceae
Product: probable glutamate carboxypeptidase VP8
Exons: 9
Coding region: 156-845 (229 amino acids)
Molecular function (GO): carboxypeptidase activity
Source: RefSeq, a predicted model, not a curated record
GGUCAAAAUGUAAAUUUAUUGUCGGAAGUGAAGUUAGCUUUGCACUCGUGGGGACGAUCGGUAGUAGGCUCUAUUCAGCACAACGUCCAAGAAACGCUCAAGAAAACUGGAUAACAAAUGACCUAUAAAGGAGAUUUGAGAGACAGCCUCACUCCAUGCUUUCGUACCAGUUUCUCGCAUUUUACCAAGAAAAUCUCACGGCAUUUCCAAGAAAAAGCCCUACCACCGUAUCGUUUCCAACCUGUAAGAGAUGUUUCCUCAUCAACCGCGGCCCUGUGCCCGUCAGGAGAAACCCUAACUCUAAACCAAAACCCUCACGUUGGUUCCGGCCAUCAACGCAAUGCCCGGCCGCAGGGGAUUCGGGGGGCCCGAGCUCACCGAGGCGCUCUAUGUCCCUUGAGGGCCCUCAAAUGCCCCACCACUGGAGAGGUGAUGCCCUGGGUCCCCAACCCGGUCGAGUUGGACCCGGUCCGACUCUUUUGAACUUCACGUACCAGAUAGGAUCUACUGAGUGGGUCGAACAAAACCUUUUGAAUCAGGGUUCUAAAGUUGUAGCAUACCUUAAUUUAGACUGUGCAAUUCAAGGACCAGGCUUCUUUGCUGGUGCAACGCCUCAGCUAGAUAAUCUUCUCAUUGAGGUUGCAAAGAAGGUCCGGGAUCCUGACUCAGAGAGCAUGACCAUAUAUGAUAACUGGAUGAUUACAAAUAAAGUCAUCAAUAGGCUAAGUGGAGUGGAUUCUGAUUUUGCUCCACUUUUGCAACAUGCAGGGGUCCUUUGGUUGAUUUAUACUAUGGAAGAGAUUUUCCAGUCUAUCACACUGCUUUUGACUCCUAUAACUGGAUGACAAACCAUGGGGAUCCAUUGUUUCAACGUCAUGUGGCUGUAGCUGGAGUUUGGGGACUUCUAGCUCUUCCCCUGGCUGAUGAUCCUAUUUUACCUUUCAACUAUGUCUCUUACACAGAACAAUUAUGGAACUACACAAAUCUCCUACGCAACUUGGGUGAAAGGUAAUGUAUCCCUGCACCCUAUAACUGCAUCCAUUCAGGAACUCGCCUCUGCAGCCAAAGAAGCUGAGGGAGAAGCAUCUAGCAGUCCCUAUGGCCAACUUGACAAGGAACAAUGAAGAUGACUCUGGACGUCCAUUUGAUGGGUGCAAGGCUGCUAGAUUUUGCAAUUCUUAGACCAUACUUGCAACAUCCUGCCAUCAGUCAUGACCCAGGUAGUGCUACUGCUAUACAUACCAACAUUGCACCCUUGUUCUUGCUGCAAGAAAAUUGAACUAAUUCAUAAGAAGCAACUUACAGCAACAGUGACAUCUAAAGGACUGCAAUCAAUUCUUGCCUUUUUUGAACUAAUCCCAAGGCAGUACUAGUUGUAGGAAGAAACAACCUAUACACUCUUGGAAUUGGAAACAACAGAGGGGGUAGAUACUCAACUCCAUGAGACCAGAUGGAAAUUACUUAUUUUUCGUUGUAGAUCAAGUUGGGUAAUUAGUUGGAUUUAUUUUUAUUUUA